AUAGAUCUAUAAUCUCUAGAUCAAGAAGAAGAGAUAUAGAGAAAUGGAAGGGAUACAACACAAGACAGUAAUUGUAAACGGCAAUAUUAACAUGCACUAUGUCGAAAUGGGCCAAGGUCCAAUCGUCUUAUUCCUCCACGGAUUCCCGGAGCUUUGGUACACUUGGCGACACCAGAUUCCUUUUGUGGCGGCCUCCGGCUAUCGAGCUGUGGCUCCGGAUCUCCGAGGAUUUGGAGACACCACCGGAGCCUCUGAUGACCCCGCUGCAUUCACAAUGUUUCGUGUUGUCGGGGAUUUGGUGGCGCUAUUAGACUCGGUGGCCCGGUCCGAUGAGGAUAAUGUGUAUGUGGUAGGUCAUGAUUGGGGAGCAAUAGUUGCGUGGAAUCUGUGCCUUUAUCGGCCAGAUAGAGUGAAGGCGGUUCUCAAUAUGAGUGUGGCAUUUGCGCCGAGGAAUCCUAAAAUGAGUCCUCUUGUUGCUUUACACUCUACUUAUGGCGACGAUUAUUAUAUCUGCAGAUUUCAGGGACGUGGUGAAAUAGAGGCCGAGUUUGAUAAAAUUGGCACGAAAGUUGUUCUCAAGAACUUUCUAAGUUACCGGAGUCCAAGUCCUCUUUUCCUUCCCAAAGGAAAACCUUUUGGAGAUUCACACGGUGAAACCAAUCUCCCACCUUGGCUAACCGAGGAAGAUUUGGAUUACUACACGGAAAAAUUUGACAAGUCCGGCUUCACUGGACCAAUUAAUUAUUAUCGCGCUCUUGACAUGAAUUGGGAGUUGAUGGCGCCAUGGAGCGGGGCGCAGAUUAAGGUUCCAGCUAUGUUCAUAGUUGGUGACCUUGAUCUCACGUAUGCAGUGCCGGCGAACCGGGAGUAUAUACAUAAGGGAGGAUUCAAAAGAUAUGUGCCUUUUCUUCGGGAAGUGGUGGUGAUUAAAGGAGUCGGCCACUUCCUCCACGAAGAAAAGCCCGAUGAAGUCAACAACCACAUCCUUGAUUUUCUCAAAAACUUCUAAUCGAUCAUGGACAUUUAUUUCUUCUACAUGUUCUUCUCUUAGUUUUGGCAUGUCUAUCUCUCUUUUUAUUGGAAUGUUUAAAGAACUUUGUUUGUCUUAAUUGUUAAGCCAAAUAAUUAUAAAUGAAUUGU
Molecule: messenger RNA, 1140 nt
Organism: Impatiens glandulifera
Lineage: Eukaryota; Viridiplantae; Streptophyta; Magnoliopsida; Ericales; Balsaminaceae
Product: epoxide hydrolase A-like
Exons: 3
Coding region: 44-1009 (321 amino acids)
Molecular function (GO): hydrolase activity
Source: RefSeq, a predicted model, not a curated record